AUGGGCACCCAGCAGAUUGCAUUGUCUCAAAUCAUGGAGGACCUCAAAGCCAAAAGCAUCUCCACUGAGCUGGCCUUCGAGCGCUUGCUCCAAGAGGAUCUAGACUUUGAUGAGCUGAAGCUAAAGAAGCUUCGUAAGUCUUUAGACCAAAGCUUGGAGCGUGGGGGCAAUGAAGGAGUGUUACCCGCGAUCAGUCGCUUGCUCGAAUGGGAGGGCCUGGAGUCGCAACAAGAAAAGAGCCAGGGCAUUCAGUCUGCAAAGAAGUUCCCAGUCUUCUUCACUGCCUUUGCAGCCGUCCGUGAGUAUUGUCGUGAAAAUUCCGACCUCUUCGACAUGAAGCAGCUGGGCUCAGCCUUGGAGCUGCUCACCAAGCUGGCCCGGAAGAUGUGGGCCGCGGAUGAUCGGGUCACUGGGGCGAUGUCCAUGAUCUUGAACAAAGAGCUCAUGGAAAGAGGCGAGGCUGAUACAGAGGUGGGCGUCUCAGAUGAGGCCACCAUUGGAACCUUAGGCCUUCGAAGACCCUUUCAGGACAUGGCCCGAGAGAUGAAGCAUGUGGAUGCCGUAGCAUCGAUGGCUUGGGCACUGGCUGUGGCGAACAUCCAGUCAGCAUCCCUGCAGAUCAAGGUGGCCAAGGGUAUCAUUGCUCAUAUUGACAAGGUCACCCCGCCCGAGAUUGGUGACUGGGUGACCAAUGGUGCCAAGAAAGUGGACAGUAAGCUCUUCAUCACCAUGCACGAUAUGAAAUGGUUCAAGGAUGAGAAUGCCAUCGCAUACUUGACACAAGCCCUAGUGGCCCGCAUUCAGACUUUGAAGGAAGAGGACCCCGGAUUGGCCAGCAUGCUGGCGGCCAAAACCAAGGAGGCCCAAGAAAAGGAGGAACUGCAAGACGGCGCUUGA
This is a messenger RNA of Durusdinium trenchii, 897 nucleotides long. The record is from the annotation of a GenBank genome assembly. Lineage: Eukaryota; Dinophyceae; Suessiales; Symbiodiniaceae.